Molecule: messenger RNA, 1801 nt
Organism: Ambispora leptoticha
Lineage: Eukaryota; Fungi; Glomeromycota; Glomeromycetes; Archaeosporales; Ambisporaceae
Source: the annotation of a GenBank genome assembly
AUGUCUAAAAGGAAAAGCAAAGAAAUCGUAGAAAGCGAAGAGGAGGGAAAUAAUGACGAAUUUGUUGAGGAAGAAACUCCAAAAUCGUCUAAAACCAAAAAACACAAGACGUCAUUUGAUUCUGAUUACGAGGAAGGAGAUCGUGGGGAGACAGCCGAUGGAGAAACAUACUUUAAGUUGGACCAGAAGAAAAGAGUAACAGUACGUAAGUUUAAGCAUAUGGUUCUUGUGGAUAUUAGAGAGUACUUUGAAACUAAUGAGGGAAUGAAACCGACCAAAAAAGAUUUUUCUUUGCCAUCCCUUCCGCUUUUCAACCAAGCAAUAAAACACGUCAAAACCCAAACACAUAAAAAACCUGCAAUAAUAGAUAUUAAUACUAAUAUUUCACAUAGUUAUACAAAACUAGUUCAAGAUGUGGCAACUUUCAAGAAUAAAAUCCUGCAAACUGGUUCAAAAGGAGCUUUUAAAAAGGAUCUAAGAGAAGAAAGAGUCGCGUUUUUGUUUCCAAACGGAUAUGAUCAUGUUGUAUCGCAGUGGUCGAUUUGGGCGGCGGGUGGCAUUGCAGUUCCUAUGAGUCCUCUUCACUCGAACUCUGAGUUAUUGUAUACUAUUCAGGAUUCACAAGCUUCUAUUGUCAUUGCUCAUUCUAAUUUUGAGAAUCGGAUUAAAGAAGUUACUGCACAAACAGGGGUAAAAAAUGUUCUCUUUGUUGAUGGGAACCAGAAUUAUAGCAAUUUUAGGGAUGAUGAGUCGCGUCGUGCAAUGCUUAUCUAUACUAGCGGAACUACAGGGAACCCCAAAGGAGUGGUAUUGACUCAUGCUAAUCUCAAAGCACAAAUCAAAGGUCUGGUAGAAAUGUGGCGGAUUACCGAUAGAGAUAAAUUAUUGCAUGUUUUACCACUGCAUCAUAUUCAUGGAAACAUAUGUGCUCUCGCAUGUUUACUUUACUCGGGCGCUACAGUUGAGAUGUUUCCAAAAUUUGAUGCAACAUCAGUCUGGAAUCGGUUCAUGAGACCUGAACGUGAUUUAACGAUUUUUAUGGCUGUCCCAACGGUUUAUUCAAAACUAGCCGAAGAAUACCACAAAAUGCCCAUUGAAAUGCGAAAAUCUGCUAUGAAUUCAUGCUCGCAAUUUCGUGUAAUGAUUUCCGGCUCGUCGGCACUCCCGUCACCGUUACGCUCUACUUGGGAAGAGAUUAGUGGCGGACAAGUAUUGUUGGAAAGAUACGGAAUGAGUGAAACUGGGAUCACAUUGAGUAGUGGAUAUGAGGUUGAAAAAAGGAUCGAGGGGUGUGUAGGAUUACCUGUGCCUGGAGUCCAAGUUCGAUUGAUUUCAGAAGAAGAGGAAGAUGUUACUAGCGAGAUUGAGAAACCUGGUGAAAUCCAAAUUAAAGGAGAAAAUGUAUUUAAAGAAUACUGGAACCGCCCAGAAGCUACUGAAAACGAGUUUACUAAAGAUGGAUGGUUCAAGACUGGUGAUAUCGCUGUUUGUACAAAUGAUAAUGUCUUUAAAAUACUUGGAAGAGAAAGUGUUGAUAUCAUAAAGUCAGGAGGAUACAAGAUUUCGGCAUUAGAAAUAGAACGAGAACUUUUAUCUCAUCCAGAAAUAAUUGACGCUGCUGUUGUUGGCGUAUAUGAUCCAGUAUGGGGUCAAAGAAUUGGCGCUGUUAUAGUGACUAAAGAUCAUAAUACAAAUAUUUCUCUUGAUCAAUUACGCAAAUUCCUAUCGAUAAGACUAGCAUCCUAUAAACUUCCCACAUUGUUGAAUAAUUUUCAGAAUGCAUUUCCACGUAGUCCAAUUG